Messenger RNA from Sceloporus undulatus (fence lizard), 960 nucleotides. It is a transcript of the gene TM4SF5, whose product is annotated as transmembrane 4 L six family member 5. Lineage: Eukaryota; Metazoa; Chordata; Lepidosauria; Squamata; Phrynosomatidae. The record is from RefSeq and is a predicted model, not a curated record. The coding region runs from base 196 to 798 and encodes 200 amino acids. The transcript has 5 exons. Gene Ontology annotation, cellular component: membrane.
AAGAGCCAGGGAGACUUGGGGGGGCAGGAAGUGUGCGCCUGUGUGUGUGUGUGCGAAUGUCGUGGGGGGAGUGCAGCGUCUCCCCACAGAGCCCUUUGCCCGGCUUAUCUGUGAAUAAACAGCCAGAUCGAGCAGCCCCAUCGACUGCCUUGGCACCACGGGUCCAUCCUCAGUGCCUCCAGUGCCACCUCCGCCAUGUGUACCGGGAAGUGCUCCCGGCUGGUGGGCCUCACCCUGGUGGUGGCCAGCCUGGCCUGCAUGGUGGCCAACGUCCUCCUGAUGUUCCCCAAUGCCCAGCGGGAGUGGACCCCCGAUGGCAUCACCCUCCAGGUCUGGCUCCUGGGGGGUCUCCUUGGGGGAGGCCUGAUGGUCCUCUGCACCGGAUGCUCGGCUGUUCGGGCCGGAGGGAAGGGAUGCUGUGGAUAUGGAUGCUGCGGGAACCGGUGCCGGAUGCUUCGCUCUGUCUUCUGUUCCGCCUUCGGGGGCCUGGGGGCCUUCUACUGCCUGGUGGUGGCCUCCACAGCCCUAACCAAUGGACCCCGCUGUGAGACGCAGGACCAUAAGUGGGGGACCCCCUUCAAGGACCUCAGCCAGAGCUAUCUCUACAACCAGACCAUGUGGGACCAGUGCGUGGCACCUCCAAACGUGGUCCUAUGGCACAUCGUCCUCUUCUCCAUCCUGCUGGGCCUGGGUCUCCUGGAGCUGGUGCUGUGUGGGGUGCAGGUGGUCAAUGGCCUCCUGGGGACCCUAUGUGGGGAUUGCCGGAAGGGGGCCGACCGAGAGGGCGAAGGGCUGUGAGGCCGCGAGGGAUCCGGCAUUGGAGCUGCUCCUCCUCUUCCUCCACGCAGAGACCCCCAAACACUCCUCUGGAGACGCCUCGCCUCGGCCCCCUUUCCACCUCUCUGUUGCCAAAGGCGGCUCUGUCUUGGACAGACCAGGAAUAAAAGCGUUCUUCAUCCA